AUGAGUUCCUACUUUGUAAAUCCUCUCUUUUCCAAGUACAAAGGCGGUGAAUCGCUGGAGCCAACUUACUACGACUGCAGAUUUCCACAAAGUGUUAGCAGGAGCCAUGCUCUGGUGUAUGGUCCGGGCACUACUGCUCCCACCUUCCAGCACCCUUCACACCACGUCCAAGAGUUUUUCCACCACGGAACCUCCAGCAUCUCCAACUCUGGAUACCAGCAAAACCCAUGCGCCUUGGCGUGUCACGGAGACGCUUCUAAAUUCUAUGGAUAUGAAGCUCUACCGAGGCAAUCGCUUUAUGGUGCUCAGCAAGAGACGACUGUUGUACAAUAUCCUGACUGUAAAUCGUCUUCCAACAGUAACUCUAGCGAGGGACAAGGGCAUUUAAAUCAAAAUUCGUCUCCCAGUCUCAUGUUCCCAUGGAUGAGACCUCACGCUCCCGGAAGACGCAGCGGCAGACAAACUUACAGCCGGUACCAGACCCUGGAGUUAGAAAAGGAGUUCCUCUUCAACCCGUAUUUGACACGGAAGCGGCGGAUUGAGGUCUCUCACGCCCUGGGACUGACCGAGAGACAAGUGAAGAUCUGGUUCCAGAACCGGAGGAUGAAGUGGAAAAAAGAAAACAACAAAGAUAAGCUGCCGGGGGCCAGGGACGAGGAGAAAACGGAAGAAGAAGGGAAUGAAGAAGAGGAAAAAGAAGAGGAGGAAAAAGAAGAAAGCAAGGACUGA
Messenger RNA from Colius striatus (speckled mousebird), 729 nucleotides. RefSeq names its product homeobox C8 (gene HOXC8). Gene Ontology annotation, biological process: regulation of transcription by RNA polymerase II. NCBI's taxonomy places the organism in Eukaryota, Metazoa, Chordata, Aves, Coliiformes, Coliidae. The transcript has 2 exons. The record is from RefSeq and is a predicted model, not a curated record. Gene Ontology annotation, molecular function: DNA-binding transcription factor activity, RNA polymerase II-specific; RNA polymerase II transcription regulatory region sequence-specific DNA binding. Bases 1 to 729 code for a protein of 242 amino acids. Gene Ontology annotation, cellular component: nucleus.